UACCAUGAAGCUUAUGUCAGGUCAGCGUUUAUUUAGAGUAACUCCAUCAUAACGUCUAAAGUUUCUGUAAGACCGGUGUUUGAUAUCGCAGCCUCGAUGUCUGAAAAUCUGCUCGCCGCCUCUCGGAGUCACCGGCUCUGUGUUUGCUGAAAGCAUUGGUUAUGGAACAGCAAAUUAGUGAUGAUGAACCACCUGUAGUUCCUAGAGAAGAAAAUAAAAGGAGGAGAAGAGGAAAAAUGAAGGCUUUUACUUCUAACUCAUCUGUGGACAUGGAUCACAUAGCUGUAGAGUUUGUUCUGCCCACUACUAACAAGAUAAGCAAGUGCCCUGACACCCUGCAGUUGGAUGUGGCAGGGAACUGGACAGUGGAACAGGUGAAAGCUCAGCUAUGGCUCAGAGCUGUUGCUGCCAACAUAUGUCCUGAAUUUUACCAAAAGUACAACCCAGACCACUGUAUUUUGCUCUACCAGAAGAAAGGAAACUGGUAUGAGAUCUAUGACAAGCAUCAGGUGUUCCAAACACUUGAUUGCAUUCGCUACUGGAAAGCAUUAAAAAAAGAGAUGGGGAAAAUUCACCUUACCAUUAGGUCACAACCAACUGAGGAAUCCAUUCAAUACCAAAAGUUUUUAAACCAUCUAAUUGGGUAUGAUGUCACAGAUGUGAGCAAUGUACAUGACGACGAGCUGGAGUUCACAAGACGGAAAUUGCUGACUACCCGAAAAAUUGAGCUGUCGGACAGAGAUCCCAAACUUUACUCAAUGGAUCCCUGGAUAACCACAAAACCUCUUCCCGAAUACCUGAUGAGCAAAAUCAGCAACAAUCAUAUUCUUCUGGUAAUACACAGGCACACCUCUAGCCAAACUAUAAAGGUAUCCAUUGAUGACACACCUGUUCAAGUUCUUCGAAGCUUCUUUACCAAAACGGCAAAUAAGAAGGCGCUUUUUGGUAUCCCUGAGAAUGUCAGUGAAUCAGAUUUUGUCCUAAGGAUUUGUGGAAGAGAGGAAUACAUUUUUGGCAACUACGCCAUCAAAAACUUCCACUGGGUCAGACAGUGUCUCAAGAAUGGAGAGGAGAUUCACCUUGUGUUAGAGUCCCCACCAAACCCUGAGCAUGAUGUUGUCCAAAAAGAGGACUGGUCACAGGUGGAUGAUUGCACUGGUGUGGCUGGUACCCAUGAGCAGUUGACCAUUGAUGAAAAAGACCAUGAAAAGGUGUUCACUAUCUCACUUUGGGACUGCAAUCGCAAAUUCAGAGUCAAAGUCUUGGGCAUUGACAUACCAGUCCUGCCUCGUAACUCUGAACUUAUUGUGUUUGUUGAGGCCAGUAUUUUCCAUGGGCAACAGUUGCUGGCCCAAGAAAGGACAUCCUCCAAGCCCUUCACUGAAGAGGUAUUGUGGAACACUUGGCUGGAGUUCAACAUCAAGAUCAAGGACCUGCCCAAGGGGGCACGGCUUAGCCUCCAAGUUUCCUGUGGUAAAGCUCAAACCCAGACCUCAAGAGACAAUAGUAAUUAUGACAGCAAGACCAAGAGUCGUUUGCUCUACUACGUCAACCUCCUGCUGGUAGACCAUCGCUCACUAUUGAGGCAAGGUGAGUUCAUCCUGCACAUGUGGAAGAUGCCGGAAAAGAGCGAGGAUAACAGCAGUGUUAACGCCGACAAGCUCACCUCUGCCACAAACCCAGACAAGACUAGCUCUAUGGCUAUUGCCAUCAUACUGGACAAAUACUGCUACCCUGUGGCCCUUCCCAAGAGCCGGGAUUCACGGGAGGGCUCUGAUGUAGAGGGAGAGAGGGGACAGAGAGAGAUGCCAAACCAUCUGCGGAAGCAGUUUGAGCAGAUCAUAGCAACUGAUCCAUUGCACCCGCUAAGUGCUGAGGACAAGGAGCUCCUCUGGCACUUCAGGCAGGAGUGUCUUAGGAACCCCAGAGCGUAUCCAAAGUUCUUGGGCUCUGUGAAAUGGGGCAAACAAGAGGCAGUGAUGAUCACCCACCAAUUACUAGAGAAGAGCAACACGUGGGAUCGCAGCCCACUUGAUGUGGGCUUGGCCAUGCAGUUACUGGAUUGCCACUUCUCUGAUGCCAAUGUUAGGUCUAUGGCUGUGAGGAAGCUAGAGACUCUGGGUGACGAUGAUGUACUGCGAUACCUCCUACAGCUGGUUCAGGCUGUGAAGUUUGAACCAUACCAUGACAGUGCCCUGGCCAGAUUCUUGCUGAAACGUGCGCUAAGAAGCAAACGGAUUGGCCAUUUCCUUUUCUGGUUCUUGCGGAGUGAAAUAGCUCAGUCCAUGCACUACCAGCAAAGGUAUGCUGUCAUCUUAGAGGCCUACCUGCGAGGUUGUGGAGAAGCCAUGCUACAGGACUUUAGAAAGCAAGUGGAGAUCACUGAAGCCUUGCAGAGAGUAACUCGUGAGAUCAAAGCUGUGUCUGCUGAGAAAUAUGACGUGUCUGCCCAGGUUGUUUUUCAGCUGCGGCAGAAGCUUGAGAACUUGCAAAUUUCAGGACUUCCAGAGAGUUUCAAAGUGCCUUAUGAUCCAGGUCUUCGUGCUGGAGCUCUGGUGAUUGAGCAGUGCAAAGUGAUGGCGUCCAAGAAGAAGCCACUGUGGUUGCAGUUCAAGCGGGCAGAUCCCACCACUCUGUCCAGUGACACCAUUGGAGUCAUCUUUAAAGAUGGAGAUGACCUUCGCCAGGACAUGCUGAUUUUACAGAUCCUGCUGAUUAUGGAGUCUAUUUGGGAGACAGAGUCCUUGGAUCUGUCCUUGUUGCCAUAUGGUUGUAUUUCCACUGGAAAUAAAAUAGGGAUGAUUGAGAUAGUGAAGGAUGCCACAACUAUUGCUAACAUUCAGCAAAGCACAGUGGGAAACACAGGAGCUUUUAAAGAUGAAAUCCUCAACCAGUGGCUUCGAGACAAGUGUGUGAGUGAGGACAAGUUUCAACAGGCUGUAGAGAGAUUUUUGUAUUCAUGUGGAGGUUACUGUGUGGCUACCUAUGUCCUUGGGAUUGGAGACCGCCACAAUGACAACAUCAUGAUCACAGAAUCUGGCAACCUUUUUCACAUUGACUUUGGACACAUACUGGGGAACUACAAAAGUUUCAUGGGAAUAAGCAAGGAGAGAGUCCCCUUUGUGUUGACACCUGAUUUCCUCUACGUGAUGGGCACCACAGGAAAGAAAACCAGUCCGCUUUUUCCAAAAUUUCAGGACAUAUGUGUGAAAGCGUACCUGGCGCUGCGACACCACACCAACCUGCUGAUCAUCCUCUUCUCUAUGAUGUUGAUGACUGGUAUGCCUCAGUUGACCAGUAAAGAGGAUAUUGAAUACAUCCGUGAGGCAUUGACCGUUGGUAGGUCUGAGGAAGAAGCCCAGCGCCACUUUCUAGACCAGAUAGAGAUCUGCAGAGACAAGGGCUGGACUGUACAGUUCAACUGGUUUCUACACCUGGUGUUGGGCAUUAAGCAAGGAGUGGAGAAGCGCUCAGCUUAGACCUCUAACCUUUUACCAAAUGCAUAAGUAGACUCUUACAGAAACCUUUCAGUUACAUUUCAGAAUGCAUUCAGAAUAUCUGCUGUAGCUAACAGAAGAGAUUGGAUGGACCAAUUUAAGAAUUCCAUGUACAAUUAAGAAAUUUGAUUAAUAUCAAAUUGUGCAAUACUGCUUUAUUUUUCCCCAUUUAAGCCUAAUCAUUUCAUUGAGAACUGAAACCGAAACCCAAAAACCCGGUCUUAAAGUGAUGUUGCUCCUCUAUUUUUCUCAGUGUUUGAUGUUCAUUGGUGCUAUUGUAAUACUCCACAGAUGAAACUCUGAUGUUCAUACUUAUCUAGCUUAUACAGCUCAGGGGAAUAACCUUUUUUAUUCUCUGAUUUAUUUAGUCUUAAGUCUGUGUCAGUAUCUUGAGAAUAGAUUCAAGAAAACUGCCUCCUGGACAGUUACAAUGGUAACAGAAAUUGAUGCAUCAAGAUAUGAAAAGCUGUAAGUGUCUGAAGAGGGCAAAUGCCUUUCUCAUAUUUUAUGCUAACAUUAAUGAGUGCUUUUUG
Chanos chanos (milkfish) is the source of this 4030-nucleotide messenger RNA. RefSeq names its product phosphatidylinositol-4,5-bisphosphate 3-kinase, catalytic subunit gamma (gene pik3cg). The record is from RefSeq and is a predicted model, not a curated record. Gene Ontology annotation, cellular component: phosphatidylinositol 3-kinase complex, class IB; cytoplasm; phosphatidylinositol 3-kinase complex, class IA. The coding region runs from base 162 to 3479 and encodes 1105 amino acids. The transcript has 11 exons. Gene Ontology annotation, biological process: phosphatidylinositol 3-kinase/protein kinase B signal transduction; phosphatidylinositol-mediated signaling; cell migration. NCBI's taxonomy places the organism in Eukaryota, Metazoa, Chordata, Actinopteri, Gonorynchiformes, Chanidae. Gene Ontology annotation, molecular function: 1-phosphatidylinositol-3-kinase activity; 1-phosphatidylinositol-4-phosphate 3-kinase activity.